This is a messenger RNA of Porites evermanni, 24851 nucleotides long. The record is from the annotation of a GenBank genome assembly. NCBI's taxonomy places the organism in Eukaryota, Metazoa, Cnidaria, Anthozoa, Scleractinia, Poritidae.
AUGGGAAAAUAUUUUCAUAAUGAUCAUGCAAGGAGGACUUGCAUUACAGCGUAUCCAAACAUGAUAACGAAAUCCGAAAGGUAUAUGCAAAAUCACGUGAUUUCUAAGGAAAAAAAUGAAUAAAAAAUGAAGGGUUGUUAUGUUAAGAAUAUCGCGACAUUUUUGUAGAUGUUUUGAAAAGCAUUUAGCAGGAAAACACAAAGAAAACAUAAGGACAGUCUACAACUUAUUUGACCACUGAAAUAUGGCACUUUCUUCAGACUUUCGUCAUCUUAAAAGUCUUCUUACCACUAGAUCAGUCUUCCAUCUGUUUUGAAGAUGGCAGCCUGUACGUUGCUCGUGCUCCGUUCCAGCAGCCACGAAAUGCUGCUGUGUAAAAGCGUAGUCGGCCAAGAACUUCAGACACUGCUAUUUGGGCCUCUCUAAUAGUUGCUGGACCAUAUUUCUUGGCUCUUCUCCCAGGAGCUUGCCAUAAUAGUCUCACGUUGUGUUGCACAAAAGCUUGAAACAACUCUGUGGAUUUGACUCGUUGCCCUUCGGUGGUAGCAUAUAUGUAACAUGUAUACGCAUAUAUAUAUGUGUCACAGCUUGAAUCUUUGACUCUCUUAACUGCUGAUGUAUCAAAGGAUUAUACUGCUGCACGUCAAUGACUCCAUCCAAGUUAUCUUUGCUGCAAGAUUUAUUUGAAGACAACAUUCUAACAUGACAACACUUCUUUUUUUUCAUCGAAAAACGUGAUUUGUUUUCCUUAAAAAUUAUGUGAUUUUGUGUACCUUGGUGAUUUUGUUACCAAGUUUUGAUACCCCGUAACGCAAUUCCUCCUUGUGUGAUCAACAUGAAAAUAUUUUCCAUGUGUGGAAUUUAAUAUUGUUUAAGGGACAAAUAUAUCAUUAAGGGUCCUUAUGGCUUGUGGAUUUUUGUAUAAUAAAACGUCAAUCCAGAACAGUUUUGUCCAGUUUACUAUGUGUCUUGUACGUGUAGGGUAUUGUCUCCUUGGUUGUCAGUGACAUACACCUCUACUCACUGUUAAUAAUUAACAAAGAAAGACCUGUACAAGAAGGUAAAACUGAGAACAUUAGACACUGUUUUAAGAUGAAUAAAAAGAUUUUUCCUCUCUUUAUCACAGAAAACAUACAAUUGUCUUCUGCAUAAAAGUAUAGUGCAACCGCAUUUUUGAAAGUGCCUUUCGCUAUUUCAAUCAAUCAAUCAAUCAACUUUAUUGGUACAGUACAGUAUUGUUGUAAAGUGCAGUGAACUCAACCAGAGUGCUGCACCCAAUAACAAUCAGCCAAUCACAAGUCAUGUUUACAAGGACAGUUAGUUGCUUGUCAAAAACAAGAUAUCUCUUUAAAUCUCAAAGUGCCACCGCCCAAGUGUGCUUGACGCUACUAUUAAACCAUGAUUAAUAGUAGCAUCAAGAAAUCCAGUCAAUACAAAAAUAGCUACUACAUUUGGAAUUCAUAUUUCAGAAAUAGUUUGCUUGCGCAGUAAGCAGCUGAUGUAUAAUUUGAUCUUGAAAUUGGUGUAGCUAAUGUGGCAGAAUUACCAAGAGAAAAUGCAAUGAAAUAUUUAUUUACAUAUUUCCUCUCCCAAUAGAUAAGAGCACCUGCCGGAAGAUCCUGUUCCCAAACUUGCUACUUACUGCCACUUGUUGAAAAAGGGAAGAAAAAUAGCUAACAACUGUUUACAGCCGUAGUAAUUCUUAUUGCAAUUUUUUUUUCUAAAUCAUACAUAAAAGACCAUUGUCAAACGCUUUUGAAAAAGAAGAGUAGAGAUCAACCAAAUGCAACAACGCGACAUGUUUUGAUAUUACAUGUCACUAUCACACGCGAUGCUUGACUUCCGCGACCCCGGAGUGCAAUGUGAGAAGUGAAAAAUCAGUUACUGUGCCCAGUAGGCUAAAUGCUCCAAUUGUCCUUUGACGGUUGAACAAUUUGACCCUGCCAGCCCGCGUCGGUUUGAAAUUGUCGACUUGACGGUUGGAGUUCGUUGCGGGUCUGCUCUCGACUCGCCUAACCUCAGCCCUGUAUUGCCCACUUCGUUGUCGAUUUAGGACCUUCGAAAUGGGAAUUUUGGCCAUGUGAAUGAUGGAAAAUGUGCGUUAUUUAUCAGGACAUCUGCUUCUGGCGGAAUUGUCUCCAUGUCGCAAAUGUCACGGAAUUUAUCGCCGCCGAGAGCGGAGGCGGUCAAGAGAGGUUUGCCAACCUUCUCUUCUCUUCUCUCUACUGUCAUCUGGGUGAAAAACUGUCGCUCCAAAAAAGGCCUUAAACAGUGCCUAGGAGGUCUGAAAUGCAGUCAGAAUACAAAGAAAAACAAGAAGACGCUAAAGGUAAGCUUCAAAGCGAUAUUCAAUGUACAUUUUGCUAAUUUAGUGAGCAAAGAAUAUUUCUCCAUACAACGUCUUAUAAUUUUCUUGUAUGAAUAAUUAAUUAGCUAAAUAGGAUAAUGUUGUUCAGGGCUCUCGUAGUGAGCUUGGGCUACCUCUGGAUGCACGUGCAGAGUUGUUGCUUUGCCUAUUUAUUUCAACCUAUUGCCUUUUUGACGUUCUCUUUGUCAUCACCGUUGUGGUAUCUUAAAGUCCCUAAUGAUAAUUUUUUAAUGCUCUCUUCGUUGGUUAAUUAUUAACAAACCCCAGCCCAACCUCUAAUCAGGGGGAACCUCUAUUCAAGGGACACUUGCUUUAGUCCUGAGGGAGUCCCCUGAAUAGAGGUUUCACUGUAUUUGUUUUAUCUAUUGCUUCAAGUUUAUUUUUUUUUUGUUUUCAAAUCUCACUUAAUAACUUUCUGUGCUUUGCACUGUGAGCCUGUCGACUUUCUUGAUCGGUACUAUUAUGAUAAUCUUUGAUAACUAAGACUUUUUUAUGCUCCAUUUCUUGUACACUGUAGAAGUUAAAAUUCUCCUCUACAUGUAAUAGUAUUGCAUGAAACCUGAAAUGAUGCGACAAUGGCCGCUAUUGUCAAGUGAAAUUUACCCUACGUUAUAAAGUUAUUCUUCAGGUAUUAUUAAGUCAGUCCGAUAAUGAGUUUUUUGUGUGUCUUAAAAAUAGUUAUCAUCUUAAUAUAUUUUUUUAAUCACUUAUUACCCUUCUUUGUUCAAAUUAAUAAUAAUCUAAUAAUAAUCUUUAUUGAGAUGACUUUUUCAUAUAAAAUAUGGUUUUUACAUGUAAAAAGGAUCUCAUAAAAUUAAAAAAAAUACAAAAUACACACAAUUCGCAAAGACAUUUAAAAGCUAAAAUAUGUAACAACUAUUAAAAAGUACAAGAUAUUAACUCAAAUUCAUUUAAAUUAUAAUUUUUCAUGUAAUGUCGGGGAGAGAAGAUGUUACCUGGCAUGUUCAUGGUAGGGAAUUAAGGGAGAUGUGGUGUUGCCCUCUACCUAAAGGUCUGGGGACGAGCCAGGGACCACAUGGUCUAGUGUAUACUGGGCAACCUCAUAGGGAUUGGCUGGGAAAACAAUGAACAAACAAUGUAACAAUGGAACCUAGCCCGAAACAAAAGAGCUGUGACAUACAGGAAUCCAAACAAAUUAGGGGUUCUAAAGAGGUGCAAGGCUACGGUUUUGACAAAUGAUUCUGAGCUAAACAUAUUGUACAAAUUUUGCUUUAGGUGAUGACCUCUUGGUUAAAUUAGCCUGCGAAACGCAUAUCUAUGUCCGGUUUUUCGGAGGGAGCGAAGCGACGACCGGAAAUACUUCUGCGUUUCACAGGCUAUGGUUAAAUGGGGUGUGAAUAUGGUUGUUUUCAGGAAACGCCUUUUUUUUCGGAAACGCCCGCUGAUAAGAAGGUCCCGUUUUUUGAAGUAGGUUCUUGUUCUUGGGGUACUUAUUGGGUACUUACAUGUAAUUAGGUUCUUACAAGUAAUUUUUAUGAAGGACAUAAUAGAUUGUUGAUGAUGAGAAAAAUAAAUAAAUUUUCUGCUUAUUCACAAUUAUGAUAACCGUAUUAACAGAACUUAUUACCGAAUAUCAUACAGUUUAGUACAGCAUGCUUUUGUUGUACUUAAAUUUACAACUCAAAGUUACACUCCUUUGUUAAACUGUUUAUCAUAAUUUAACUGUAAAAAUUAACCACAUAUAAGAACCUGCUUGAUUUAGCUUGCCUAAACAGGUUCUUGUAUUCUUAGGUAUUAAAGUGCAGAUUUCUGCCAGGAGGUUCUUAACAACAGGUUCUUAUAGUCAAACCAGACAAACCUGUAUUAAGCAGACCUCUAUAAGCGGUCACCAAUUAAAGUCCUGGAAAUAGCUUCCCUUAAUUAUUGUAAAAACUGAUCUGUAUUUAGCAGUUACCUCUUUUAAGCAGCCGUGGUCACCUGUUUUCAAGGUCCUAAUGAGCAAUUUGUUAUUGUCUUUACCUUUACACUGUGUAGGGUGUUUAGUGGUCUUUUACAGACUUGCCAACCCCCAAAAGGCAUAAAAUAAGAGAUUCUGAACCUAGAGCUAGGAAAAGUAUUGCAGAGAAAUAGGUAUAAAGCCGCGGGCCAUAAAUUAUGGGGCAAAAGAAGGAUCGUGGUUAAUUUUAAUACUGAAAGAUUACAACUAAACCACAGUUUGGUACCUUGUUAUGGGUCAAAAAAGAUGACGAAGGAAAGGAUAGGUCUUUUUGUCUUAUCUUUGGUCCGUAUAUUAAGUUGAGGAUCGAACAUUUACCAAUCUAGAAAAAGAAAUAUAAGUUAUGGUGAAAAAAAGAACGAAAAUAUAAAUAUGAGCGGUGUUGACAAAUGAUUUUGAGCAGAACAUAUUGAACUCAUUUUGUUGUAACUGAGGGCAUAACUGCUUAUCCUGUAGCAAGUGAGAUCUCAGUGAAAUGAUGGGCUGUGAAUUGUUGUGUUAAGUUGUUAUUUUACGGAAAACCUACUGCCACUAUAGUCAAUAUAACUUAAAUUAUAUCAUUAUCUUUCCUUACAGUUUCAGUUUUCCAUUCUACCUAAAACUACAGUGACGGUCACCGAGGAUACAUUUACAAUUAGCGAACUAAAAUCAUGUUAUGGGGGUCCUCAAAGCGAAACUGUUCGACUAAAAGAUUAUGAUCCAAGUGAGCCUCUGCUUUUUUUUAAGAAGAUGCCCGCCACCGUGACUAUCAAAGGUAAGAGUUUGAAAUAUGGCUUUUAAUAAAAAGAGGAAUAAUGUUAAACUUACUGUAUGUACUGGGUUUAGAAACAGGUAGCUCACGCUUAUGGCGAGAGGAGUUAGUCUGUUUUUUUUUUCUUUUUUUAUUAAGAAGCUUAUGGUUAAACCCGUCCAUAUGUAUGGAUAGCUGGGCUUAAAUAUUUAGCAUUGAUUAGUGAAGUAUUCCGACUGAAUUUUAUAAACAUUAACGCUUAUGAAUUUGGUCAACCGGCAAUCCUCGCGUCAAAACGCGCUGUUAACAGUGUCAAGAGGGUUACACUACAACAACCACAUUUAUCUACUUAAGGCGUAUCUCACGUAGCCUGCGGAGCAGGCGUCGAAAGUGGUAGGGGACUGGGAGGAAGGGAGGGGAAAAAAGAGGGGGAUUGGGGAGAGAGGUAUAUCUCACGCUGGCCCAGAAUGUGGAAACGCUCAAUAGCGCUAUAGCCUAUCCAUCGCAAAAUUAAACAAAACUAACCUGUAAGUUGAAUUUUUAUUGAGAUUCUACUGAGUUAUAAAGUGCUGGGAGCAGGUAAAAGUAAAAAGGAAACAUUUAUUGAAAAAGAGUACUAGCCUGCAAAAGGCUUCAAACUAGAUUAACUAAAAGAAAUAUACGCGUAGAAUACUACAUUAAAAGUACGCGCGUACGGUAUUUACGCACGAGUUGUUGACGUAUCAGAGAGAUGCAAAAAACAAAUUCGUGCUUAAAUACCGCACAAAGCACUUUCCAUGUGGUUUUGUCUUUAGUAUACAUGUACGGUCUACAUACCGAGAGAUCAUUCUGCCAGCCUUUUAUUUUAAAAAUUUCCAGAGUGCUAAAAUGAUAAACUUGCUGCUACACAUUGUGAAAUGACUUGAAAGGAAACGACGUCCCUGUGCGUGACGUCGUCUUUAAAACCUAUAAGUAUUAAAAUUAUAACGAGCAUAAGGAUAUGAGGUACAGGCGCUGAUCUAGGAUAACUACUGACCGAUUUUCUAACGGCGAACGCCGAAAGCGCAAGUUUCUAGGGAGGUCCGGGGGGAAGGCUCCCCCGGGAAAAUUUUCUGAUUUUAACUUCCUAAACACCCUUUUCCUUUGUUUCUGAGUCAUUCAGACAUGAUAUUGGCCAGUUGCGGAUAUAUCCUUGCAAAUCGGCGGAUUACUUCAUCAAGGUCAAUUUCGGUAUUGUAGUGGAUAUGAAGCAAGGCGAGUCCAAACCAUUUUUAAGAUUGACUUGGAAAUUUCUAUAUUAUUAAAAAUGUAUUUAUUAAGAAAAAUCCGACCGAUUCCCGUAAAUCGAUCUGUGGAAACUGGUGUGGAUCCGCGCCUGAGGUAAUACAAGAUUAUACUAUUAGUUUACCGUCUUGCUUUAAGUAAUGUUCCACGCAAGAACAAGGCAGAGCAAAUGCACGCAGCGCCGUAGGGCGCUAAAUGUUGAAUUAUUAACCCAAUUAAAAUAGAGCGUUUUGAUUGGUCAGAUACCCCAAAAAUGUGAAAAAUUAGCCAAAAAGUCGCUUUUUCUCAUAUUUUUUGGAUAUUUUGGGUCCCAGGGUCCUAUUUGCUCUGUAUACGGAGUUUCGCUUCUUUUGGCCGUUUGCAUCUGUAGUCUUUUAUCUGUCGGUGGUUGUUCAUAUUCGAAGUUUCUUUUAUCAAAGAGAGCGUUUUUAAGUGUUUUUUCUCGGCAUAAAUAUGCCAUAGAGGCCUUCGUGCUGUUGCCCUCAACACGCUGCUUGGGGACAUGCGGAUGACCUCGCGAUUUUCCGAGUAGCGACCGACUUGGAACUGCGUUUUUGCGGGGUCAACCUAGAUGGUCGACGCAACAACAGGAAAAGGAAGAUUUGCUUGUCCUGCAGAGAUCGGAUAAAAAUGGAAAAUAAAUGCGAUGAGCUACAGGUAUGAUGAUCGGUAUCAUGAUCUUUUGUUCAUAAAAAAGACUUGUAAAUCAAUAAAAGACCCAUACUUUACAUAUCGCGUUCCUAUUUCUGAAUCUGGAUGGUUCUGAACAGUGAAGAAAAGGAAAUGAACGAUUGCUGUUAAAAAGGGGGUACGGAAAAUUAAAAAUCUUUUGUCAGGAAAAUAUCACAGAAAACAACCAGGUUCUGGAAAGUCUAGUUUUUCGCGAGGCAGCAGAGGAUCUUCAGUGUGAUGGUCAGACACAAACAGAUCCAGUUCCUUUGACCAGUCAAGGUAUUCAGGUUGGGGAGUUCCCAAAUAGACCAUACCAGCUGUAUGAGACCAGAAAAAAAAAUGAAAUCCGGACUGAAGUAAUUGAAAAAUUUCGUGAUCUGUUGAAUCUUUAUGUACAUGGUGAUGAAUCUGCACUGCAUGACCUCCUUGAUGAUCUCCUUCUCUCCAAAAAAUGGUCAAGCACCUUUGGAAUUUUACCAAAUAGUAAAGGAGAUUUUACUGUUCAUGACAAGGUGCUGCAUUCUAUUUUAAACGAAUACAAGGACUGCAAAAACAAAGAAGUGAACAGUGAAACAAGAAAGCAAGCUAAAAGGAUGACCCAGGCCAUCAACAUUUCAGGGACAUUGUCAAAGAGCAAAAUUGCAUUUAAUGGUAGCACCUUUGACAUCUUUAGAUCACGAACAGAUGCAGUCCGUAACUUAGAAAGGGUCAACUACAAUUCUGCAGAAAGAAGGCUUUUUUCUAUUGUUGCCAGUGACUAUCCACAGCCUCUCUUGACUAAACUGUUCCAGUGUUCAAAAAGUACAGUUACUGCUGCUAGAGUUCACGCUAUCUUGUUUGGAAGAGGAGGAGUGUCCCCUGCAUCUAUAAAAUUUUCUCGUCAAUAUGUUUCACAAGAAGUUCUUGAUCAAUUAGGGGAUUUUCUCUUAAGAGACGAUGUGUCACGUCCUUCUUCUUGUCGCAGUGUGGUCAUUGAAGGCAAGGAGUGCCCAGUUAGAUACUGGCAGGAUUCCAUCAAACAAUUGGUGAGACAGUAUCAAUUGGAAUUUCCUAAUGGUGUGAAGAGGAGUUACAUCUACGCACACAUUCCAAAGAAUUUCAGAAGCAACACCAUGCUUGCGGGCCUCUGCAAUAUUUUUGAGGACUAUGGGUUCUCUAGUUUUGCUAAGUUGAGGGAACUUGUGCAGAGCAUAGCAACUGACUACCCAUGUGAGGACCUUUCAAGUGUUAUCAAAAUGAUUUCUGGUCUGCAGCGUUACCUGAAAACAAAGUUUUCUAAUCAGGUAUUUUUCUUUUUCUUUUUCUCUUCUUUAACAAAUACAACAGUCUACUGGUAGCGGUCAUGACCUUUAAUUCAGUUACAGGUUGACAAGAAAUACAAAGAAAGAGAAUUACACUGUACCUAUACUUUUCAGGUCUCAAUGUUUAGUUGAAAACAGGAUGUGAGAUGACAGGUGUAUGUUGCAUUGUUGAUGCACAUGCCUUAAAACAUAUAAGAAAUUUUAAGAACACAAACAUUCCACGUUAAUUUUCACCCUAGCUGUUAUUUGCUUGAUUUACUUAGGUGCAAAAUCACUCCGCAUACCUGGAACUUUGCAUGGGUCAUGCAUUACAAUCAUGUGCCCUUGACCACCCUGAUGAAUGUACUGAAAUGAGGGCAGUGUAUGACAUACACUCAAGUAUGUCAACUGCUAUUUCAACAGCCACAGCUGAAAAACAGCAAGCUUUCAAAGAUCAACUUGAUGACUUCAUGAGAAACUUUUGGGAAUAUGUUGGUCAUAUUCUUAGAACAAAGCACCAGGGUGAUUACUACAGGUACAAAACCUCUUGUGUUUGGUGACGUGUGAUACCUGGUUCCAGCUUUAAUUAUUAUUACUGUAAUAUUAUUACUAGUUAUUAUUAACCAAAGAAAUUUUGAAAUUUAUUGAAUACCAAAGAACACCCUCUGGCACAUCUACAGAGAUAAGCGUAAUGAAUUUCAUUCCUUUUUCUUUGUCAAGUUAGAGUGCUGUUUCUUACUUUCAGCUUUUUGCAACAUAGUUUUUCACCUGCUAGUAUAAUGUAGUACAUCAUUUUGGCAUGUUUUAAUGGUUUUCUGUUAUUUAUAUGUAUUGAAUAGAAAUAUUUUGGGAUUCACACUCUCGUUUAUAAGUUGAAAAAGUGUUGGAUGUCUCCUCAUUCACUUUAUUCUUGGACUCGAAACCCAAGUAAAAAUCACUUGGGUCCUAUUGAUGCCUUACCAUUGAAAUAUCAUUGCAACACCUUUUCCUCCAUACAAUCUUACACUCCUUUUCUGCAGCAGGGCUGGUCAAUAAUAUUGAUAAAGUAACAUGUGUUUAAAAGUUCUUAUUGGUUACUAUCAGUCUUCAAAACUUGCAUCAUAUUGACAUUUGCAGUUUGAAUUUGAUUUUAAUAGGAAAUUUUAACUGACACCAUUUUUUUUUUGUCAUAGAUAUAUUUUGAAGAACCUCCAGCCUGGAGAAGCAGUGGUGGUGAUAGAUUAUAAAAUGAAGCUUGAACUUGGAAUGCAUGCCAGAGAGGUUCAACGAGACUGGUAUGGGAAGCGUGGCAUUUCACUUCAGGGAUUCUAUGUCAUUGCACAAGUUGCUCCUGGAGAGCGACAAAUUGAGGUUCUAGAUCUUUGGAGUGAAGACACCAAGCAAGAUGCUUGGUUUACCCAGAGUGCCCUUGGUGUUGGUUUUGAAUGGAUGGAGAAAGUUUUUCCAAACUUGUAUUUGUUUUCUGGUAAGUUAUUUCUGUGCAUUAGCUCAUACUGCCAAAAACCUGAGUCACAACUCAGUAAAUUCGCCAAGGCAAGUCAAUUCUCAGCCCUGAGGGUUUUAUUCCCUAGUAAACUCUGAAAUGGCUUGAUCUCCUUGGUAAAGCCUCUCCACAGAUUGCCAUUACUAAUUGGUUUCAACUGAACACUGACAUUACAUAUAUCCUCUUCUGAAGUUCAGUGUUCUAAGAGUUUAAUUUACAGGAGUACCAUAAUGCUCAUACUAGACAUGUUUUUCUAUAGACAAUGGACCUCACUAUCACAACACAGCUGUGUUGUUAUACCUGGCAGAGGUAAAUGCAGCCUUUAACAUCAAGCUACUAGAAUACAAUAACUUUGAAGCAGGAGAAGGAAAGACAGUUCUGGAUACUCAUUUUGCCCAUGUGUCUCAUAAAAUAGUGCGUUGGGUGCGUGUGGGCAAUAACUUAGACUCAGGAGAGCAACUGGCAAAUCUCUUGGAGGUAUGGAUUAUUAAAACUAAAAUUGAGCUACACUGUUCUGAAUACCUACAUGGAUUUUCAGUGAGGCAUACAAUCUUUACCCUGGCUUAAAAAUUACUUUAAUUCAGCUAAGUUGUCCUCUAGGCUAGCAGCUCACACAUUGACUAUUCAAAGUGUUUUGGGUAUUUAUUUAAUUCUUGUUCCAAGCAACAUGUACACGCUUAUGGAGUUGAAAUGCUGUCCCAUGAAAACUGAUCAGUGCCUUUCAUCACUUAAAUAGCACCUUAAAUGUUUUGGGUAUUUAUUUAGUAUUGUUUCAAGUAACAUGUACAUGCUUACAGAGUUGAAAUGCUGUCCCAUGAAAACUGAUCAGUGCUUUUUCAUCACUUAAAUAAAUAACCCCUCAAAUGUUUUGGGUAUUUAUUACAUAUUGCUUCAAGUAAUAUGUACAUGCAGGAUGCUUACAGACUUAACGUGGUGUCUCUUAAGAACUUAUUAGCACUCUUCAUAGUGAUCAGUGUGGAAUUUUUCCCUGAUGUAUAGCCUAGUGUAAGAUUUGUGGAAUAAAUUUUUUUGAUUUAAGUCUUCAUUAAUGCUGUACAUCAAGGCAUUUAGAAAUGAUGGUCUUUGUAGUAUAUUAUGUCAUGUUUCUUGUUCUUUUGUUCUAGACAAUGAAGAAUGUGAGAUACAAAAAACUUGUCAUCGACCGAUCAAAAGCACCAGGGAAAAUCGGGACUUUUAAAGACAUCUCUCUUUAUGGCAGCUUCAAAUUCCCCUGUAAUGGUGCAAAUGCUGGUGGUAUUACAGCACAGUCUCUUGCUGGUCAAGCAAAAUGUGUCAGCAAAACCAAGGCUCAAGUUCAGGCACUCUCAAUGCGAAGUGUGCCAAUUGCUGGAAAAACAGCUGCUAUUGUGACGGAAGACAUGUGGCAACCAUCAGACAAGACAGUGGAGGGACAUUGCAUACAGAAUGAGUCCUAUUCUGUAAAGUUCAUUCACCUUUCUCCAACUACACCUGAGGAUCUAGUUCUCGCACCUGGAAAUGAUGCAACUUCCAGCAAUGACCUUAAGCCUGCAACAGGAUACGAACUUAAGAAAGGUGGAGCAAAGAAAACUACAUUCACCAAGGAACAAAAAGAGAUCAUGAUACAGUUCUAUGAUCGCCAAAAAACAUCACAGAUAAGAGCCAAUCCAGCUGAUGUUAUCAAAGCUAUGAGAUCUGCUGGCAUUCCAGAGCUGAAAGAAUCGCAGAUUAAAAGUUGGUGGUCCACCUACCAUCGCAAACAGAAACAGCUAGCAGAAGAAAUGUUCGAGGAAGCACGUCAGUUAAGAGACCAUCUACAAGGGCAGCAAGGUACUUAUAUAUUUGCAUCUUGUUUGGAUGGCAUGUCUUGUCAGGGAAGACAACCACCCACUAUCCAUUUUGUUUACCUCCUUCUGUAGGUAAAAAGACAGGAGGAAAAAAUACUUUUCUUCAGGGGUUGUAGCUCAAUUUCUGUGUCUCCUCAUCCUAACAUCAUCCAUAGUCAUUAAAAUAAGGGUUAUGACACACAGGAAAUUGAGAUACAACUAGUAAGGAAAAUUCUUCCUACAAUUUGUCAUUUAGUUUUCACUGACAACAUAUCUCUAGGAAUCUUUAACUUGCAAAUAUUCAUAGCUCCUCUAAAAUUUUCUCUAUCCCACACCAGUUUACUAUAAAAAUGAUACUCUGCACUACUACAGCUUGUUUUGAAGUACCUUUUCUUUCCUGGUUAUAAGAGCCCCUCCCCCCCCUUUCCCUUCCCCCCUCCCUCCCCAAUUUUUUUCCUGCCUUAUUUAUGUCCUCCCCAAACACUAUGCACAUAAAUAUUUAUUCACUCACUUUUCAUAUGUUGCUUUUAUGUUUUUAUUUAUAUCUGUUUUUGGAUUCAUUUUUUUAUUCCCCCCCCCGUUUAUUUUAAAAAAUAUUCUCCUUCCUACUCACUGUUUUUUUUAGAUACCCUUUUUUUUCUGGUUUAAACAGCCCCCCCCCCCCCCUCCCCCCCCCCCCCCCCACUUAAAAUAUUCGCCUCGUUGUUUAUAGCCCCUCCUAAAAACCGGCACAAAGAUUUAUAAGCCCUGGCUUAUAAGUUUGAGUUUAGGGUAUAUUUAUAACAGUCUUUGUUCAGAGUUCUUUGUCCAUGUCUCAUUUUUGACAAAACAGCUUGCAUGUAGGCUAAGGGUACUUCACUACAUUUAGGGCUCAUAGAGAGCAUAUAUGUCCUCUGUGUGCAUUUCUUUAUGUACAUAUAGCCAUAUUAUUAUUAGUCUAAUAUUGUUAUUAUUGCAAAAUGCAAUACUUAAUUGUUAUUUCAUGUGCUGAAGUUAGCUAAGAGGUCAAUUACCUUUCCUUUUUUGACAUCAGAUUGUGGUUCUCAACCACCUGUGCCAAGUACUACCAUGCCCACUGUUGCUGUACCAGACUCAGCCGUGACAGAUUCUGUAGUUCCGGACUUGGUUGUACCAGACUCCGACAUACCACAGUCAACUGGACCAGGCCUAACCGUAUCAGACUCCUGCCAUCCCUGUGUUGGGAUCAGUGAACUCUGGUAACCAACCAUGUACCCAGUAUUACCCACUUGUGCCUCCCCAAACAAUGAUUACAUUAUCCAGCGCUCCAUUUUUGACCGGGGUCUUGGAAUGGAGUAUCAGUGAAUCACAAGCAGAUAUUAUAGGAAGGACAGGGAGCAAUGCUUGUGUUUUCAUUGCCCUUUACAUGGGAAAGCUCUGUGUCCAAAAAAAUUUGACAUGGCCGACAGAUAACCUUUUUCGGAAUCCUGGCAAACAUCCCUGAAAGAAGCCAUGAUCAAGGGAAACCUAAUUGACGAUGACCUAUUUGAUCAGGAAGGAAUAAAUGUGACUGUUGAUGAUGCGGUGUCAAUGGCAGGUGAAGAAUGUGGGGUGCGAGCAUUGGGACCUCAGGUGGACAUCUUUGGUUUGAACACUGUUGAUCAGCUGGCUAAUUUUGUAUCCAGGAGGCCCAGAACUUAACACGAUCUUAUUUUUUCAUUGUUGCACACGAGCGUGCUUCUCUUGUUAUUGUUCACAGUGAUCAAUCUGCAAUGAUCAUUGAUUCACAUCGUCAUAUGAACAAGGGAGCCAUAUUUGCAUGUAGUCAGGCAGGGAAUCUACCCCUCCUUGCUUUAUGGUUCGAUGCCAUGAUGAAGGCAACUUGGCAGUGUUCCUUAACCAUAGCAUCUAUAUCUAAGGUCCUUUACUGAACAAUGUACCAUACGCCCCACGAGAAUGUUUGACCACUAGAGUUGCAAACACAGCAAGAAAAUGGACUAUAUAUUUUGUAUUGUAAACAUAAACAUUUAUUUGAGUUAGGUAACAAAACGUUCAUAAAAUGAAAAAGCAGUUUGAUGAGAUCAUAACCAUAUGAGUUACAGAUAUUUUCUGUAGGCUUUAGAAUUGAAAGCUUACGCGAGUGUUGUACAAUCAGCUAAUCCUUGCGGGCAAAAAAUUUUGAUUCAUUAGAAACCUGUCGUUUUGAUACAAAUCGUUUCGAUACGAACUCAAGCCGUGAAACUACACAACAAUUUCGAUCACUUCUAAUAUUGUUUAUCCGGGCAAUUAUUACUCGUUAUUCAAGUCAAGUACCCGAAAUUAUUUACAUCUCGUCUGAAUCAUUUUGCAUCGAAAAUGCUUUGUAUCGAAACCACCGAAAACUGAAAACAGAACAAGCAUCUAAAAUUUGACUAUUUUUUUUUUUACUUGAACAUUUUAUUAGAAAUAGAUGUUUUCAUAUUCGCCAAUAAAGAAAACGGUUGGUUCUGAUCCCUUUUUGCCUAUCAGUAUUGAAAGGAACUCUUUGUUUUCAAAAUCUACUCAAACUAGUCGCGCGCGCGGGAACAUUGUCAAACUGUUCGCUUCGCUUCUAUGUCCACUGAACAAUGUUCACUUGAUGUGCUCUAACUAAUACGAUCAAACGAUGUAGUUCAUUUUCGAUCAGUAUGGAUGAACAUCGAACAUAAGUGCAACAAUUACAGCACGAAUCUGAUUGUAGCGCAGAUCGUUUGAGUCAAAAAUUUCUCAAAGUGUUACGUUGCGGCGAGUUAGAUGUUCCUCUACGCGGGCGAACGGCUCCUCCUCGAUCUCCAGUUCCUUUAGAAGCGUGUUGACCAUGGUAACUUCUCCUCGGCCACUUGCAAUCAUGUCGAGUGUAUAAAUCUCAGCAGUUGCUUCUGCGACCUUGAAGUUUUUGGCGAUAUCAGCGAAUGACUCUCCUUGCGCCCACCUUUGAAAUGCAGCCUCUUUCUUCGGGAAAGUACUGAUUUUGCCAUACAUUCUUCUUAGGGAAGAUAACUAAGAAGGAAUAUCAAACAAAAAUUACUGAAACUACUAUGGGGUACUCGUUACUUUUUAGGCACAUAACAGCAAACCAACAAGUUUUAUUUUUAAGAAAAGUAGAAUGUUGAUCACGUUGAUCUAUUUUAUCUUCUAAAUAUUUGUGCUUACAUAGAUGCCUUGGUGUAUUUCCACUCGGCAUGAGAUAGAUAGAUAGUUUAUUAAAACUGCAUCGCAGCCAAAGGCUGAAUUACGCAAUUAUUUACAAAAACUUUACAAUACUUGAAAAUUACAAAUGAAUCCUAGAUAAUAAGUCAAAAACUGGUUUUUAAGAUAAUAUUAAUAAAAAUUCUAUAUAAUACAUUCAUAUUAAAAUAUGUUAAAAUAUAAAGCAUGAAUAUAAGUGGGAUAAAACUACAGCCCGGACUGUUUCGACAUCGCAUAUAUGAAAGUAUUACUUGUUCUCAAGCAUGUUUCGAAACCGUAUAAUUUUACCGCGACAGCAGAAUCCAAUAUCGCACUCAACAGUAUCAGACCACCUUCCUCGCGGAAGUUAAAUACCAAACCUAGUGACUGUUACAAUAGUUUUAGCCUGCUACAUAAUACGUAAUAAUGCUCCAAAAUGGGUGUUAACCCCACCUCUAUCGCCGAGUUGCACUUUCCUGAGGUUAUUAUUGAUACUGCUCUUUUCUCGAGCCGUACCAGCUCUUUCUUUAAGUACUGGGGGAGACCGUUGAAAAAGACAGGUGUUGCAUAAUCAAUAACAGAUCUCACGCACGAUACAUAGAACAGUGCUAGAUCUUGUUUCGGAACUCCCGCUCUCUUUAACUGAGUUAGGAAAUAGAGUCUCUUGCUAGCCUUUUUGGUUAUUUCAGUUACAUGGUCGUUCCAUGAUAGAUCGUUCGCUAUUGUAAGGCCUAGUAGCUUUGUACUAGUAACUAACUCUACCUCCUUUCCUUCUAUGAUGAUGGGAUCAAAGACUCUUUGCUUUUUAGCAAAGGAGAUCCUGAGUUCUUUGCACUUAUCGGCGUUUAGUUGAACUCUGAGCAUUCUCCUUCUUCAGCUGGUCUCUUCAGCUCCUACAAUGGCACAAGAAAACGUGAUAAGUAAAGAAAAAUUCAACAUUUUGCUUGAAAAUUUUAAGACGAAUCGCCACUUACUUUCUUUCCAUCUUGACGGGUAAUUGUGGGCGUCUUUGCCGGUACGCGUGCUCUUCGUGAAUGAAUUCGAAGCGCGUCUCAUAUGAGAAUAAAAUGUUCUCACAUGUAAGUUAUAGAGGUGGCAAAUUGUGUAGGACAAUAGCCAGUUAUGAAUCUCCUUUGUUUAGAAUAAACAAAGGUCAAUUGAGAACAAGUCCUUUUCAUUCGGAAAGUAAAAAGACAAUAGCGAGAUUUCUCACUCUUCAUUUUGAAUGGACAAGCCCGCAGUGAAAGUGGCUUGUCAGAUAUAUCCAUAUCAGUUGCUACUUCGAGAUCUCAGAGAAAUAAGGUUGAAAUUGUGUACUUUCGGAAAACAACGUCGGGAUAGAAUUUGGCUGAAUUAGAAACGACGGUGUGAAUUGAGUUUUGAAUACUACUGGACUGAUAGGGCAUCCCUAAACUUUUUACUCGGUGACAAGACCAGAAUGAAAGUUUCAUCGAAGCUUUGGAUUUAUGUCUUUGCUUUUCUGGACGAAAAGGACUUAGUGAGUGCUGCUGGCGUGUGUUACGAGUGGUGGGAAAUGAUCUUCAGAAUCAGAGAGUCCUUUCUGGUGGAUUUAGCGUGGGAGGAACUGGAUCUUUCGGGACGAGGAAGUUUGUAUCGUUUCGUCCCACUGAGGAUGUUUACUGCUUUGAUCAACCUAAAUUUGUCUUCCACAGCGAUCUCAAAUCGUCAUUCGCAGCAGAUAAUACGGGUUGCUGCGAAUUUGGAUAGUCUGAACAUUUCUAACUGUCCUGGUUUGAACCAAAGUUGCAUCUUCCAAAUCAAGCAAGAUUUGAACCAGCUAAGAAAAUCUCCGGAAACCCUCAAUUUACAGUUCUUGCGGUUGCAUGUCUUUGCUCUUGCAAAAAUCUUCAAAUCAUUGUAACUUAUGGAUUGAAGUUAAGUCCGGAGGAAUUGCUUUUCCUAACGAAAACAUUUGACUCAGUUUCCAACGGAACAUUGGAGAUAGAAACAGAGGAUGGCUACAAUGUCGCGAACGCGAUGAAUAUGUUUGCCGAAGAAGUGUUUGAAGACGAACUGUUGUUUUAGCUUUUUUUAUUUUCGUUUUGCUUGGUUUUCGUUUCCGUUUUUGUGAUUGGUGAUUGGAAUUUUGUUGUAGACUGCCUAAGGUAUACCAGAAGAACUAAACAAUGUUUUUAGAAGUCUAUUUGCUUCUAUUACGGCGAAAUGCGAUACGUUGUUGACGUAAGAAAUAAAACAAGAACCAUGCAUAUAGCCAUGUUUUGAGUGUCAUGUUUCUUUGCGCGCCCCAUCUUGCAACAAAAAUGAGUCAGAAAUGAUACUUCCCCAUUUCAUAUUUUAAUGCAACUCGGCAAGCCUAUAGGGUUUGGCUUACUUAACAGAAAGGCACUUCAGAAAAUUUCGAAAAUAAGCGUGUUUAACUUUCUGAAGUGAAAGAAAAUUCAAAUUUCGCGCGCUCAACGUGGAUAGCCAAUCAUAAGGACCGAUUCUCAUUUAAUUAAAAAGUUGUCGCCUUUUAUUCCAACGGUGUAUUUUGCGCUACUCCCGCUGUUUUUGGCCUAGUUCUUGCGUGGAACAUUACUUAAAGAGUUGCCUGCGGAAAAUAAAUGAAUCUGACCAAAGUGGCCGGUUUGAAUUAGCUUAAUAGAAAAAUAGCUUCUAUUAAAAGAACAACUCAAGCUUGCUUGUUUUUUUUUUCCCUUUCUACUCUUGUUUUACAAGCUCUUUACAGUUCUCUUCAGAGGCAAUGAAAUAUACGAAGCUAUUCUAUUCCAGUUCAGACCCGACUAUUCAGUGUUCACUUUUCUACGAGAAAAACACUCCUUUAUGGUCUCAACAAAUUUCCUUUUUGAAUGACUACGAAGCAACUCGCCAAGCAAGGAUGCUGCAAGCACCUAUAACAGGUCGGAAAAUUAGCGCGAAACUCACGAACCGCUUUCGAGAAGAGAGUAGCAAUACUCCUAGGCAUGUUUCAAGCUAAAGAAACUUGGAUAAGUUCCGCCCGUUUUGGCUUUUGACUCGUGUAUGUAUCACCCACUAAUGUACAAAUCGACCACUAAUGUAGAAGUAACCACUAAUAAUAAUAAUAAUAAUAAUAAUAAUAGUAAUAAUAAUGGGUCUUUAUUUCACAUAAGAUAAAGAUACAUAUCCGAUGUUACAACUGUUUAUGAAUAAAACAUUAAAAAAAAACAUAGUGAAAUAUAUAACCUAAUCAUAGAAUCCUAAUUAUCCUGUACUAAGGUUGAGUUUAAAUAUUAAUCUGUUUACAAAGGCAGAUAUGAAACGCUCAGUAUUGAUUUUAGGACGGGCACAUUGUUUUUUACGGAGAUUAUAAGAACAGACUUUCUUUGAAGGAAUAUAUGAAGCUAGCGGGUGAUUGUUUAUUGAAGUUACUUUCUUAAAAACUUUACAGUCUUCAUUCUUUAAUAGAUCUUUGAUUGAAAGGAGUAAAAUGCUCUGUAUAAUAUUAAGAUUAGGUUCAAAAGCUCCAUAUACGGGUAAACCAUAAAUAAAAUUAGGCAAAACUAAGACAGUGAACAAGUGAUCUAUUUCAGCUUGUGAAUAUUCCUCCUUUCUAAGGGUCCUUAAAACAUGGAUACAUUCGUUUGCUUUAAUUAAUUUGAGAUUAACAUGCGCCCAAAACUUACAAUCACUCUGGAUCGUAACCCCCAGUAAAACAAGACUACUGCAUUGAGAAAUGUCAAAUACGGGGUUAUAUUGAGAGUUGUUGCCUUUACUUCUGAAGAUACGUUCUUUACAUUUUUUCGGAUUGCAAGACAUUUUUUUCUCUUUAGACCAUGUCAUGAAUUGUCCCACAAGGAAGUAGCAGAUGGAUCACAUUGAUUACUAACAGGAGACACCACUGUAGAGUCAUCAGCAUAUUUAAAUAGAGGAGGAGCAUUGUUAUAAGAAAUUUCGAGGUCAUUCAAAAAUGUAUUAAAUAGAUAAGGCCCGCUCGCGCUUCCUUGGGUGGUUCCCUUGUUAACGACCUUCCAGUUACAGAGGUGAUUAUUAUAGAAAAUUCGCUAUUGCCUAGCAACCAAGUAGCUAUGGUACCAAUUAACGAUGUAAGGAUUGAGGGAAGCUGCUUAAGUUUUUGAUUUACGGAAUCAAACGCUUUGUUAAAAUCCAUUGUAAACAAACGAACCGCCUUACAGUCGCUGUUGUCUAGGUGUCUAUAUACAUGGUGUUGAAUAGAUAAUAAGGCGUUUGUGCAGUUACCCCCUUGCCUGUAUGCAAAUUGGGUGAGGCUUUGGCUCUUUUCUACAAUCGCUUUGACAUGGGUGUGGUACACAACUUUUUCGAAUGUUGUUGCGAUCACGGACGUGACGUUGAUGCCUCGGUAGUCCGAAUUCUCUUUCGGGGGAUGUCGAACUUUGGUAGGGGGUUGAUGUUCGCCCUCUUCCAAGGGUCCGGCCAGGUGUGAGUUGACAGCGCCAAAUUCCAGACUUGGGUUAUAACUGACGUUAAUAGUUAGGGAUAAUUCGGCAUAAUAAAAAACUUAACCACUAACGUAAUAACUUUGCGACCAUUAAUGUAACAAACUCAGAGAGAACAGCGGAUUGGCUAUUUAGAAUUAUUAGGAUUUAUAAAAAAUCAUACCACCUCGUGCUUUGAUGUCAGGCAUUACUGUUUCAACGAAAUAAGUCGGUUAGGACUUGUUCUAUACCCGAAGAUUUGAUUGCCAAAGGCACAGUGGCUCAAAAAUGCUGCAAAACGUUAACUCUUGUGGGGAAGUUUUCACUACCAGUCUGAAAGUGGCAAUGUUGAGUGACCUUGUAAACAGAGGAGACUCCCUACAGUUCUCUACAUAGCAGGGCUCUGCCCAAAAGGGGCACUAAACAUUUUUUUACUCUUAAGUCGUAUGCAUGAGAUGGAUGCCUUUUCUUCGAAAAAAUGGUAGAGUAAGAAGGUAAGGGGUUUAUGCUUUCAAAGAAAUUGUGGUGUUGUGUCAGUUGGGGGAAUGAUUUAGAAAUUAAGUAUUUUGAACUCAGGGCAAAGCCUCCUCAGGGACCGCAAGCACAAGCAUUAACGGUCUCUGAUUCGCCAGUUUAUCAUGCAUUUGCACGCCAUCGGAUUUACAACCCUGAUACAAAUACAACAUAGCUUUCCUCAAGUAGUACACCAUCCAAAGUAGUAAACAUGUUAAACAUGGAUGCCUGCGAGAAUAACUGCCACUGAGCACGAGCCUUAAGUUGUUUUCCAAGCUCGAAAUAUGAGUAUCGGCGAAUAUCGGCGUAACAUUCGAAAUAUAAGGAUUUGUAUGGGAAAAAACCUAUCGUUUCCGUGACCUACGGAAAGAAUUUCAAUAAUACAAUACAAUAAUUUUUUAUUAACUCUCCCAAAGGGCUAUUCUGAAGUUAAUUUGCAAAUGCGAAAAAGAAGGGGAUAAGAAGAAAAAGCUUAAAUUAAUUACUAUCUUGGUACAAAAUCAAAAGCCUAAACUAUGCGCGUACAAUUACGUUAUCUCUUUGGAGAUCUGAACUAAAUCAACUAUUAACUAUUUAAUGCAUGGGUCUGCACCCGCAAUCCGCGUUUGACGCUCCUCUUAAAGGUACGUAGUGACAGGCUAUUUCUAGUGUCUGCGGUCAGAGAGUUCAAGGUACUUACAGCGCGAUAGUAAAAUGACCGUUGCGCGGUCAAACUUUUUGGUACCUGUUAAUACGCGGGCGGCGAAGUUUUGCACUAAUUGCAACUUCUGUAGAUUUUGCUUUGAGGUGCCUGCCCAGACAGUGGAACAGUAAAAAAGUGUACUAAAAAUAAGAGAAUUCAAAAUAGUUGACAAGACAGGUUUAGUAAACAGGAGUCUGACCCUACUAAUCUGACAUAACAUGAACAGGAGAGACGAUGUUAACGUGUUUACAUGAUCAUUAAAGUUGAGGUGUGAGUCCAGUGUAAUGCCUAAGUCUUUAACUGAGGAUACCAGAGUGAGUUCUUGGUCUGAUGUCUGAUACCUUGCUUAGGAGCUGCCUUGUCCCGAAAAAAAUGAGUUUGGUUUUGCUUGGAUUUAUUAGUAAUUCUACCCAGCAAUGAGACUUGGGUCUUCCGUCAUUUUUACAAGGCAAGAAUUCAUAUUUUUAGCCGAAAAGGAGCAGUAGAUCUUAGUAUCAUCAACGUAGGAGUCGGUACAGCUGGACUUAACUGCGGAGGGUAGAUCAUUUAUAUGUAAGUUGAACAACAUGGGACCUAAGAUGGAGCCUUGAGGCACACCAUGUGUUAUCGUAAGCUCAUCAGAUAGAGAGGUGCCUAAUCGAGUAGACUGCUUGCGGUCCGUGAGGUAACUCUCGAACCAUUCAAGAGCCUGACUUGAUGUGCCUAGGCUGCGUAGUUUGAGAAGAAGUGUACUGUAGCAAGUACUGUCGAAGGCCUUGCUGAGGUCUAUAAGGCCCAUAGCCGUCAAUUGCUGUUGGUCUAUAGUCCUGAAGAUAUUAUCACUAACCAAAAGGCUCGGAGUUUCCGUAGAAUUGUUCUUGCGGUUCCCGCUCUGAUGUUGAGUAAGUUUGUCUUACUUAGUCAGGAAGUCAUUAAAUUGAAUCAAGGCAAUCUUCUCAGCCACUUUAGAAAGGACAGGAAGCAACGAGAUCGGCCGGUUGUUAUUGGGGACCUCAUGAUCACCGUCUUUUAGGUGGGGUACAAUCACAGACUUUUUCCAAGCCCUAGGGAAUUCAGAACAGGCAAACGAGGAGUUGAUUAGUCUAGUUAAAGUCGGAAGUAUGUAAGGGAGGCAGUCCUUGAUGACAAACAGUGGAAUUCUAUCAUAGCCAGGGGCCUUGUUGACGGCAUAACAGUUAAAACCUCUCGGACUUCAGAACAGGACACAGGUUUAAAGUCGAACAAGUCUUGACCAGACUUCGGUGAAUUAUUGCUACAAGAGUGGAGGUAAUCAGUGAGCCCAAGCGACCGGGCCAGCUCAGCGGAUUUACCAGCUGCAUUUACUCCAACAGAUACAACAAAACUGGUUGAAUUCAUUAGCGAGAGUACUGGGAUCCUUGGUGUAAUGCGUGGCUCAACUCGAUUUCUUAGGUAGUGCGCACCGAAUAGUUUUCCAAAUUGCCCCGUUAUUGUUCUUAUUUGCGCAGAUUUGCUCAUUGAAAUAUUCUUUCUCUGCCUUCCGUAGAAUAGAUUUUACUUCCUUUUUCAGGUCUCUGAAAACCUGCCAGUCAUUCACCGACCCAGUCCUCCGCGCUUUCCUGUGCAUAGAGUCCCUUGUCUUCAUGAGAUCCUUGAUAUCGUCAGUGAUGAAUGGAUUCGGCUUGCGUUUUAGCUUUACGGUUUUCAUAGGAGCAUGAGCAUUCAAACAGGUUAAAAAAAGGUCAUUAAAAGCAUCUAACUUUUCAUCUACAGAAUUCAUCAAGUCAAUCGUAUCUCAUAGGAUAUGCGCUAUAUCAUUUGCAAAUUGGUCAGCAUUGUGCUUCCCGAAACUUCGUGUUGUGAUAUAAUUCGUAGCUUGUUUCAAUAAAAAACAGGUUACCUAACAUAAAAUGUGUGUUACGUCCGUCUUGUGUGGUCCAUGGGCCGAUUUAUGGCCGUUUUAUGGGUUGUACUGUAGACGGGUUUCUCUCUAUAUUAAGGUUUACCAAGGUUGGGGACUCCAGCGAAGCGGCCCGACGGAUCCACGGAAGGAAAACGGCCGUACGUUCGCUCCAACGGCUCCAGUCGUCUCCAAAUUCCGCCUAGGUAACACACGAUAGUUCUGCUUUCCAUUCGUGAUUUUGCUUCAAGACGCCUUUGCACUGAGAGCGAAUCAAACGUCGCCAAUCUCUGCAACCUUUCCUGUCUGAAGCCAUUGACAGAACCUUGAUUAGAACUCCGCGUUACCGUUGAAAGAUAGCGACACGGCCUGAGACUCAAAUUACUCACACUCGGGGUGGGAGACAGUCUCUUGCUCCCGUUGACAUCAAUACCCGAGAAAGAAAACAACAAUUUACCUUGAAUCUCGGACUUAGAUCCUCAUAAAAACUUUGCUCACUCGGGUUUUCUUCUGAGCUCCCAGCCGCGAAGAAAACAGUGAGGAAUUUCUCCAGGGCAAAUUUGUCAAAUUUGUCGCUCGAUCAUUUGACUUUUCUUCACAACGACAACGGAGUAUUCUCUUCAACUCCCACUCUUCGUUUUUACAUUUCAUCGGUGCAUGUUAAACCGCACAGGAUAGGAGAUUUGCUGAAUUUGCCUCAAUUUUCCCGCGCUAGCUUUUCUUUGCGUGCACGAACGGGAAAAGGGUAGAUGGCUAACUGACCAAUCAGAGCACGCGCUGUACUUUUGUUAUGUUAUAAAUAAACCUUGUAUGAAGUAGUUUUUGUUUAUUCUUAAGUAUGCUUUCUGCCUUAAAUACUUGAAUUUCGAGUUUUUUUUUCUUUUUUCUACUACUAAGACAUACUCUUCUCCCCUCCUGGACGACUUUGAGUGAUUAAUUUCCUUGUCUCAAUUCCCUUACAGGAAAAAGGCAACAACUACGUGGAGCAAGCGUACAAACUCCUAUACCAAGGCCAUCAAGAGAAGUACGGCAGCACGAACGAGAUUUAGAGAGGCAGCUCAGAGAGGUGCGGCAACGCGAAGAAAAUUUUCAAAGACAGUUGAGGGAGUUACAGCAAAACUCGCAAAGACAGCAGCAACGCGAAGGAAACCUUCAAAGGCAACUAAGGGAGACACAGCAACGUAAAGAAAACUCACAAAGGCAGCUGAGGGAGAUGCAGCAACGCGAAGGAAACCUUGAAAGGCAGCUGAGGGAGACACAGCAACGUGAUAAAAACUCACAGAGGCAGCUGAGGGAGAUGCAGCAACGUGAAGGAAACCUUCAAAGGCAGCUGAGGGAGACACAGCAACGUGAACAAAGCUCACAAAGGCAGCUGAGGGAGAUGCAGCAACGUGAAGGAAACCUUCAAAGGCAGCUGAGGGAGACACAGCAACGUGAAGAAAACUCACAAAGGCAGCUUAGAGAGAUACAGCAACGUGAAGAAUAUUUGCAAAGACAGCUGAGAGAAAAAGACCAGGAAGUAAAUGAACUGGAGUUAAGUCUUUCCUUAGCUCAGCAAACAAUAACUGAACAGCGACGACAUGAAACAUGCGACUGGGUCAUUUCCCGUAAUGAAGUUCAGAUGACAGAGAAUUGCCUAGGGAGGGGUGGUUGGGGAAGUGUCAAUGAAGGUACCUACUGUGGCUGUACUGUGGCAGUGAAGCAAAUCCAUGACCUGAUUCUAUCCCGUCACAACAGGCUUCUAUUUGAAAGAGAAAUGAAUAUUGCUUCAGCUUGCCGCCAUCCCUGUUUGCUACAGUUUAUUGGCGCCACAAAUGAUGAAGGAAGUCCGCUAUUUGUGACAGAGCUCAUGGAGAAAAGUUUGCGAGCUUCGUUUGAAGAGCGGCCGCUUUCCGAAACAGAAAUACGUGUCAUUUCUCUAGAUGUGGCUCGUGCUCUUAACUAUCUUCAUCAGAAGAAACCAUCACCAAUCAUUCACCGGGACGUCAGCAGUGCCAAUGUGUUGCUAUGGCGAGAGGGUGAGCAAUGGAGAGGCAAAGUGUCAGAUUAUGGCACUGCUAAUUUUAUGCAGCAGACCAUGACAGUGGCUCCUGGAGCUACGAUUUACAGCGCACCUGAAGCACUUUCGUCAAAUCAGACUCCUAAGGUUGGUAAUCAUUGGUUUCAGAUCUAAGUACUGCACGACCAUUUGGUAGACUUGAUUCAUUGCUGAUUAUUCCAAGUCAGUUUGGUACUUUUACUGUUACCGGGUCCUUUAGACAAAAUUUUGUUUCCGCAUUUAAAGAAAGGAAAAAAAGCAGUAUUCGCGUGAGGGAGAUUUCCUAGAUUAAGAAAAGAAGACGUUGGUUUGCCUAUAUCAUUGAACCAGGCGUACUCAUAAAAUCACCUGAGUUGCUAGGAUUGAAUCGACGUAGUGUUAUUUUCACGAGAGCUUGCUUGUCAUUAAUAAGAACAGACUGAAGUUAAUAACACCAGUACAUAUCUAUAUUGUUCUUUUUUAGGUCGACGUUUACAGCUUUGGUGUUUUGUUAUGUGAAAUGUCUAUCGGGGAACUUCCAGAUCCUGAAAGGCGUGACGAGCAAGUUGUUCUUAUGUCGAACCGCACUUUAAGAGGCCUGGUACGGCGAUGCCUGCAGAUAGAUCCUGAAGCGAGACCAACCAUGCAGGAGAUCAUCGAUGAAUUAUCCAGAGCUGUGUAA